Molecule: messenger RNA, 2190 nt
Organism: Anneissia japonica
Lineage: Eukaryota; Metazoa; Echinodermata; Crinoidea; Comatulida; Comatulidae
Exons: 3
Coding region: 3-1499 (498 amino acids)
Source: RefSeq, a predicted model, not a curated record
UAAUGAUGGAAAAAGAAUUUCUUGUAAAGUGUAAUGAAAGUCAGAAAAUUAUAUCUGUCAAAGCAACUGAUGACCUAGUGAGUGUAAUAAAGAACACUUUUGUCAUAAAAGAGGCAGAUGUCAUUUUGCAAAAUUACGACAAAGAAUGGGACGAUUGGAUAGAUGUUUCUGAUUUUGACAAAAUCCCCAACAGAACAGUUUUACGAUGCAUAUCAUUAAAACCAAGUUCUGAUCAAGUUUCGGCUGCUCCUUCCUUGUCGCAGAGUACUGAAGAGAGUGCAGUUGAUUCCGAUGCAACAGAAAUAUUAGAAUCAGAUUUAUCCACUGACUCGGAAGAAAUGCUUGAUGUACCAAAUGGUUACCUUAAAGGAAAAUGGCCGAAUAAGUUUCCUAUUGAUGAGAUGAAAUUCUCUCAAAGUUUGAAGGAGGCCCUCAAAAAUAAAGUAUGUCUUAUGUGGAACCAGAAAAGAGAGUUACUAGAUGUCAUUGCUAAAGAAAUACAAAAAUACACAGAUAGCCCUAGUAAAAUACAACGGCACCAGAUUGCUCUAGAGCUCAUUUCAAAAUAUCCACAUCUUAGAGAAACAUUAGGGAGUGGCACUGAUGGUUGGCAGGAGAGAAUCAAAGAUAAGAUGAAGAACAUACGGAGAAACAAAAGAAAUAACAGUACCACCACUGGUUGUAGACGAAAAAGAUUUUCCCCGCCAGCAUUAGCAACCAUGAAUAAGAAAGCCAAGAGAGGAGAAGUAAACUGGAGCCCAGACAUACCAGAUGAAGAGGACGAUGAAAGUCUUAAUGAGCAUUUGGAAAAAAUGUCAAAGGAAUUUAAAAAAGCUACUCCCAACAUAGAUGUAAUAAGACAACGAAUGAAAAUAACAUACGCUCAGAGAAGAAAAUUCAUUAACACCAAUCCUCUUAUUUUUGACAUCAAAGAGAAAUACCCUGCACUCUUCACAGUUAGUGAAAUUGGCCAUGAAUUUAAGAGAUUGACAGACACUGAACUCCAUAAGACCUUCAUGGACUCUUUGGAAAAAGCUGCAAGUAACAUCUUAUCAAUAGCCAAAUCUUCUAAACGAGCCUCACAAUCAUCCUUGAAAUAUAUGCACACAGCGGACAAAAAAGUUGCUGCACUUAUGCUGCUGCCACACCUACUGGGUAAUCAAGACCACCACUUUAUUGAAGUGUUUGAGAGAGAAACUACGAGAGAUUACAUUACGGACAAACCAAAGAGCGGAGCUGACCCAUUUGUUGCGAUUGUCGGAGAUGUUGACGAUCCAAAAUGCUGUUACAUUGUUGCGGAAAAGGUCAUUGUUUUGGACACUCCAAGUGUAAUCACUGCCGCUAGCACUUUAUUUGGAUUUUUUUUUGUCUGCAAUAUCGAAUACCCAAAGAGCUUCUCUGAAACAUUUAUUUUCAUUCAAAAAUGUUUUAUGCAAUUAUGUGAUAAAUCAAAAACUCCCCGAAAAGUAGUAACGUUUGUAGAGAAAUUAAAAAUGUAAAACCUGAAGUGUAGCUGAAUUGAUCAUUGAUCAAUAAAAUUAUACAAGAAAAAGUGAAUCCAAAAUUGUUGAACAUUAUGUGCAUUGAUUUAUAAGCAAGCACAGACUAGCUUUUAAUUGUUAAUAAGCUGAUUUAUAGCUUAGACCUUGAAAAUUUGAUAAAUGAGGUUUUGAUUACAUUUUUGUAAAAGAAUAUUUGUUUAAUAAUUAUUGGCCAGUUGAGAAUUUACUGAUACUGUACUGUUGUUGGCAAUAAAGUUAUAAACCUAAGAUGUAUUGCUUAAAAAAUUAAUAGCAAUAAAGGAUCAAAGUAAAUCCAAAAUUUAAAAAGUGAAUCCAAAUUUUUUGAACGUUAUGUGCAUUGAUUUAUAAGCAAGUGCACGCUAGCUUUUAAUUGUUAAAUAAGCUGAUUUAGCUUAGACCUUGAAAAUUUGAUAAAUGAGGUUUUGAUUACAUUUUCGGAAAAGAAUUUUUGUUUAAUAAUUAUUGACCAGUUGAGAAUUUACUGAUACUGUACUGUUGUUGGCAUCAAAGUUAUGAACCUAAGAUGUAUUGCUUAAAAAAUUAAUAGCAUCAAAGGAUCAAAGUAAAUCAUCUGUGAAAUUCAAUUUGGAUAUGAUGUGUCACACCUUCCAUUACUAGGCGAAUUAUGCCAAUUGUUUGUUAUUGAUUAUUUGAAGUUUAAGGUAUU